Cordyceps militaris CM01 is the source of this 735-nucleotide messenger RNA. RefSeq lists its product as uncharacterized. The transcript has 7 exons. The record is from RefSeq and is a predicted model, not a curated record. NCBI's taxonomy places the organism in Eukaryota, Fungi, Ascomycota, Sordariomycetes, Hypocreales, Cordycipitaceae. Bases 1 to 735 code for a protein of 244 amino acids.
AUGCUUCAAUUCUCCUACAAUCAGCCGGCCACUUACCUCACCAGACAUGAGCGCCAGCGGAACGUUCAUUUAACAGAACAGAAUCGCACCACUUUUUCGCAUUAUCCUAGUCAACUCAGUCUCUUUGGAUGCCAGCGUUGGCUGGUUGGCAAUCGCGCUGCAGCCGAUGGUCGCAUCAGUACCGACAAUUUUGAAGCAAUCUUUAAGGGAGACGGGCAGUCCGUGCAGGGGGGCGCGGACAACGCAGUUGACCUGUCGCAUAUGGAGUGUCUCGUCAGCACAAAAGCCAGCUUUUGCUCCGAGAUUGCUGCGUCUGUCUGUAAUCUCGACUUCGUGUGGGGAAAGUAUACCAGACUCAUCUGGAGAAUAUUCGUUACGUUUAACUGGCUUUCGGAAACAGCGCCGGGCCAGAAUUUGGGUGAAGACGAUAAGAAGCUUCGACGCCAUUCGGCUUCUCCCGGUCCUGAGGUCUGGGUUAAGAACAUGUCAGGGUACGUCGGCCUUGACGCCCUCGAGCACAUCAUAGACCUACUUCAAGUCGGUGCUCCAGGUGUCGGCCGCGGCCAGCCAGAGAACGCCAAAGGUUCCCUCGACAAUCUACUUUUGACCUGCAAUUGGAGCGACGAUACAGCCCAGGGACGAAAUCAUUCCACUAACCCUCGCGCGUCAAGUAAAAAACGAGGACAAGUGGUUGCCUUUGACCAGAUAAAUCAAGUCAACAGCGCGGUGCUAUGA